UAAAACCGGUUAAUCGUUUUUUUGCUACAGGUGUUCGGUUAAAACCGAUUAUGAAAGUAAGCGUUUUUUUGCGAUCCCUAGUUGCUUACAAAACUCGAAAGCCAACAAGGAUUUUUUUUCACAAAAUGUUAUACACCCAGAGAUGCAGCUAUCAAGACAAGUUAUGUAAUUUCUCACAAAGUCGGUGAGGUUUUCUCAUGGAGACUUUCUCAAGGAGUGGUUAUUGGACUGUUGCGCUGAUAUGCCUUGAGAAAAUGGGAGCAUUUGAGUACAUGCCACUCGCCCGAUGGCUAUCACAAGGCGAGUUGACAACAUCGCUGGAAACCUGGAGCUUCAGAUGAGGAACAGAGUGGCCGACUUUGACUAUUUCUCUCUGGUGUUGGAUGAAAGCUGCGAUGUACGUGACACUGCCCAGCUGCUCAUCUUCUUACGUGGGAUAACUGAAGACUUUCAAAUCACAGAGGAGUUAGCAGCCAUGCAAUCAAUGAACGGGACCAAAGAGCAAGUUGGAACGAAAAUGGGAGCUGGAUGGAGUGAUGAUGGGAUGGAUAUGAAUAUGGGCCAGUGGGCAGGCAUGCGUGCCCCUCUGCUUGGCCUCAUCUUGCUUCUGCUGUUGUUUCUCCUCAAACCACCACCCUGCUGCAGCCAGAACACCCAAGGGGCCCCUCAGAAUGGACCUUAUUUUGGUUUCACUCAGCCAGUGUACCAUGCCACAGUCCAUGAAAAUUCUGCUGCUCGCACCUAUGCCAACAGUAAAAUUAAAAUGGGCAUCCACCUGGCACAGCGCUCCUGGGACAUUCGCUACAGAAUCACAUUAGGAGAUGAUGAAGGUUUUUUCAAGGCUGAGGAAUAUGUUCUGGGUGACUUCUGCUUCUUGCGCAUAAGAACUAAAGGCGGAAAUGCUGCCAUCUUAAACAGAGAAAUUCAGGACAACUAUGUUUUAACAGUCAAAGGCUCGAUUAAGGGAGAGACACAAGUGGAGGCCUGGGCUAAAGUCAGCAUCCAAGUCUUAGAUAUGAAUGACCUAAGACCACUGUUCUCCCCCACCACUUAUUCUGUGACCAUAGCAGAAAGUACCCCUCUCAGGACAAGCAUAGCACAAGUUACAGCAACCGAUGCAGAUAUUGGCUCCAAUGGGGAGUUUUACUACUUUUUCAAAGAAAAAAGGGAGCUAUUUUCAGUUCAUCCAACUAGUGGUGUUGUUUCCCUUAGUGGAAAGCUCAAUGUUGAGGAACAAAACCGGUAUGACUUAGAAAUACUGGCAGUGGACCGAGGUAUGAAACUCUAUGGAAAUAAUGGAGUCAGUAGCACAGCCAAACUCUUUGUCCAUGUUGAGCGUGUAAAUGAGCAUGCGCCACUAAUAAACGUAGUUACCCAGAAACCUUCUUGGCUUGAUAAAAAUUCAGUAUAUGCCAUAGUUACGGUUGAAGACCCAGAUGAAGGUUUAAAUGGUGAUGUAGACUCUGUUGUCAUUGUUGGUGGAAACCUGUCUGACCAAUUUUUCAUCGAAAGAUUUAAUGAAGUUGAAUUUGCAAUUAGGGCUUCUGAGACAGUUCAUUGGGAGACUUACCCACAUGGCUGUAACCUCACAUUGCAAGCUAAAGACAAAGGAAAUCCACCCAAAUUCUCAGCAGUCAAAGUUGUUCAUCUUGCAGUUGCCAAACAACAAAAAGUGGAUGUCAAGUUUGAGCAUGAGUUUUAUGACGUUAAUUUGAGUGAAAUGGCACCGCCAGGUACAAUUGUACUGGCAGUGAAAAUUAAACCAGAGCCAGAUGAUGCAGAAUAUGUCAUGACACCCUCUGCAGAUUCCGGCUUUUUUCAAAUAAAUACUUUAACUGGUGCCAUCUCCACCACUCGCUGGUUUAGCCAGGUGACUCAGUAUGUCUUUAGCCUGGAGGUUCUAGAAAUAGAUAGUGAUCUCAAAGUUCAAGUGCAAAUUUCUAUUGACGAUGCCAAUGACAACACGCCAACAUUUACUCAGUCCUCUUACAAGGUUAUUGUGAAUGAAAGUGUUCCAGUUGGGACCUCUGUAUUAACUGUUUCUGCAGUAGAUGUGGAUAAAGGAGAAAAUGGAUACAUAACUUAUAGUAUCUCCAGUCUUCUGAACUUGCCAUUCAAAAUUAAUCAGUUUUCUGGUGUUAUCAGCACCACGAAAGCUUUGGACUUUGAAACUUUUUCAGAGAGCUUUAUGUUUGUCGUCAGAGCAUCUGACUGGGGAUCACCUUAUAGGCGAGAAAGUGAAAUAAAUGUUACUAUUCACUUGGAGAAUAUAAAUGACAACCAGCCCUUGUUUGAGAAAAUAGCAUGUCAGGGUAUGAUUUCCAGAGAGUUCCCAAUGGAUGAAGUGAUUACCACAAUGUCUGCAAUCGAUAUAGAUGAGUUAGAGCUGGUAAAAUACAAAAUAAUUUCAGGAAAUGAGUGGGGGUACUUUGACCUAAACCCUGAUUCAGGGGUCCUUGCACUGAGAAGGCCCUUGGCAACAGCCAAUCCAAAGAAUGGUGUCUUCAGUCUGAAAAUAACUGCCACGGAUGGUGAGAAUUUUUCUGAUCCUAUGUUUGUGAAUAUUUCACUUAUUAAUGGGAAAUCUCCCCCCAAAGGUUUGAACUGCAAAGAAACAAGGGUAGCUCAAAAAUUAGCUGAAAAAUUACUCAAAAAGUCAAAGGCGAGCAACAAGCCAAAAAUAGAAGAUUUUAUUGACCUUUUUUCUGUCAAUCGCCAAAUGCCACAGUUUGAGAGCUCUUUCCCUGCCGAUAUUUCUGUAGUAGAAGAUCUAAAGGUGGGCUCAAGUGUUUUUCAGAUUAAUGCAUAUGAUGGGGACACUGGUUUCAACGGCCAGCUUCUUUACUCUAUUUCAGACGGAAAUACUGAUAGCUGUUUUACGAUUGACAUGGACACAGGUCUUGUUAGUGUUUUUCUUCCCAUGGAUAGAGAAAAAAGAGAUCGUUAUAUCCUCAACAUAACUAUCUAUGACCUUGGCCUGCCACAGAAAGCUGCUUGGCACUUGCUUACUGUCUACGUUUUGGAUGCUAAUGAUAAUGCACCCGAGUUUUUGCAAGAAGGUGGUUAUACAGUCGUCAUAUCUGAAAACACAGUCAUAGGGACAAAUGUCAUUCAAGUGGAAGCCACUGAUAAAGAUCAUGGACUUAAUGGAGAACUUUUGUACUCUUUUUUGACUAGCACCACACAAUUUGGAAUCAACUCGACAAAUGGCAUAGUAUACAUUGCUGGACAACUUGACAGGGAGUUUGGCUCUUCUUUUUAUUUGAAGAUUGAGGCUCGAGAUAAAGCAGAUAAAGGGAGACAGAGGUUUACUAUAACCUCAUUAAAAGUCAUAUUGGAAGAUGUAAAUGACUGUCCCCCACUAUUUAUCCCAAGCGUGUACAAAGCCAGGGUUCUAGAGGAUCUCCCAGUUGGAACAGUUGUGGCCUGGUUAGAAACCCAAGACUUAGACCUGGGUUUGGGUGGCCAGGUCCGCUACUCUUUAGCCAAUGAUUACAAUGGAUGGUUUGAUAUAGACAAAACAAGUGGAGCCAUUCGUCUGACCAAAGAACUGGACUAUGAGACACAACAGUUCUACAACCUUACUGUUCGGGCCAAAGACAAAGGAAAACCAGUAUCUCUUCUCUCUGUCACCUUUGUGGAAGUAGAGGUCUUGGAUGUAAAUGAGAACCUCUAUGCACCGUACUUUGCCCCAUUUGCCCUGUCAGGAUUAAUUAAAGAAAAUGCACGUAUUGGAACUACCCUCCUACAAGUCAGUGCUAAUGAUGAAGAUGAUGGCAGGGAUGGAGAAAUCCAGUAUUCCAUUCGUGAUGGGAGUGGCCUUGGACGGUUUGCCAUUGAUGAAGAAACAGGGGUGAUCUAUACUACAGACAUGCUAGAUCGUGAGACCAAGGAUUCAUAUUGGCUCACAGUGUAUGCCAGUGACCAUGGUGUGGUCCCCCAGUUUGCCAUAAUUGAAGUAUUUAUCCAAGUGGAGGAUGUAAAUGACAAUGCCCCACUGACAUCUGAGCCACUGUACCGACCAUCAAUACCAGAGAAUUCUCCUCGGGACAUUUCUGUGGUCCAGAUCCAAGCUCAGGAUCCUGAUGCUACACCACACACAUUAAGUGACAGGCUCAACUACCGCAUCAUCAGCGGGAACCCUCAAAAUUUCUUCGCCAUCAACUCUCGAACUGGUCUGAUCACAACAACCUCAAGAAAACUCGACCGGGAACAACAAACAGAGCACGUUUUAGAGGUAUUAGUAUCAGAUGGUGGACCCACUCCAAGGCAGAGUACCGUGUGGGUGAUGGUCCAGGUUCUAGAUGAAAAUGACAACAAACCGACAUUUCCAGAGAAGAUCUACCAGGUCAAACUACCAGAAAGGGAGCGUAGAAAGAAGGGGGAGCCUAUCUAUCGCGUCUUUGCCUAUGACCGCGAUGAUGGACCCAACAGUGACCUUUCUUAUAGUAUUGUGGAUGGCAAUGAGGAUGGGAAGUUCUUCAUUGAUCCCAAGACGGCAAUGGUGUCAUCUCGCAAGGCCUUCGCUCCUGGGAGCUACAAUAUCCUGACAAUCAAGGCAACAGACAAUGGUCGCCCUCAAAAGUCUUCUACGGCCCGCCUCCACAUUGAGUGGAUUCGGCGUCCUGCUCCGACAGCCCUGCCACCUCUGUUUGAUGAGCCUUUCUACAAUUUUACUGUUAUGGAGAACGACAAAGUCACAGAGAUUGUUGGCGUAGUCUCCAUGCAGCGGAGUUCGGCUCCUUUAUGGUUUGACAUCACAGGUGGUAACACAGACAGUGUAUUUGAUGUUGAGAAGGCAUUGGGCACCAUCAUCAUUGCCAAGCCUUUGGAUGCUGAGCAACGUUCCUUCUACAACCUUACUGUGCAGGCUACAGAUGGCAUAAAUAUUGCAUACACACAGGUUCACAUCACUGUCACUGACAACAAUGACAAUGCUCCCAUCUUCUCCCAGCCGUUCUAUGAUGUCACAAUUUUCGAGGACACACCUCCUGACACUGAGGUUGUUCAGGUGCUAGCAUUGGACAGAGAUGAGUAUCAUCGGCUAAGUUACUCCUUGCAGAGUACAAUAGAUCCAAACAGUAUGCGUCUGUUCCGCAUCCACCCUACCAUGGGCUCAAUCUACACAACACAGAGUUUGGACCAUGAGGCUUGUGCACAGCACAUCCUUACUGUUAUGGUAAAAGACCAAGAAUUCCCAUACCGGAAGAACUUGGCUCGUGUGCUGGUCAAAGUGGAAGAUGUAAAUGACCAUGUACCGAUAUUCACUAGUGCAUUGUAUGAGGGUUCAGUCUUUGAGUCAGCAGCAGUGGGAUCAGCUGUUGUACAGGUGACUGCCUUGGACAAAGACAAAGGGAAGAAUGGAGAGCUUCACUACUCUAUUGAAUCAGGGAACAUUGGAAAUUCAUUUCAUAUUGAGCCAGUUUUGGGAAUCAUCACUGUUGCACAUGACCUUGACUUGUCAAGUAUAAGUCACUACAUACUAACUAUCAGAGUCACAGACAAUGGGUCCCCCUCUUUGUCCACCACCACUAUAGUUCGUAUUGCAAUCACCCUCUCGAACAAUAUAGGCCCAAAGUUCCCUCAACCUGAGUACCAAGCUGACAUCACAGAAAAUGCAGUGGUUGGGACCUCUGUCACCACAGUCAGUGCAGUCAGUCAGUCUACCCUCACAUAUGAUAUCAAACAAGGCAAUGCAGAUCGAGUCUUUCAGAUAAAUCAGUAUAGUGGUGUUAUUACAACUCAAAAGUCUCUAGAUUAUGAGAAUCGAGCAUCUUUUACUCUCACAAUACAGGCUACAAACAUGGCUGGAUUGGCCUCCAAUGCAACUCUUUUAAUACAAGUUCUGGAUGAAAAUGAUAACCCACCAGUUUUCAAGCAACUUCACUAUAAUGGCAGGAUCAGUGAAGCUGCACCAGUCAACAGUCUAGUUUUAAACACAGAAAAUUCCCCACUUGUAAUCACGGCCACUGAUGCGGAUCACAACCAGAAUGCUCUGCUCAUAUAUCAGAUUGUCGAGGACACAGCAAAAUUGUUUUUCACAGUUGACUCAGGUACUGGCUCUAUCAGGACCAUUGCAAAUCUAGACCACGAGACAUCUUCGAUCUUCCACUUCCAUGUUCAAGUCAGGGAUAAUGGCAAAACGCAGUUGACAGCAGACAGCCCAACCGAGGUCACGGUACAAGUAAUAGACACAAAUGAUUCACCGCCUUGUUUCACCCAGAAUGCCUAUGAAACAGUUGUUCUUCUCCCCACCUAUGUUGGAGUGGAAGCACUGCAGGUGUCAGCCACAGACCCAGACAAACAGACGACAGGACUCACCUACUCUUUCACAGAUGGCACCCUGGAACAUUUUUCAAUCAAACCUUCGAAUGGUAUAAUAACUGUGAAAAACAAUAACUUUUCCAAAGAACGUUUCCGCUUUAGUGUCAGAGUCUCAGAUGGGCAAUUUUCCACCACAGCUAUUGUAACCAUACUUGUACGAGAAGCUCUGGAUUCUGGUCUAAGCUUCACCAAUAAUCUUUACACUUCCUCAAUUCAAGAGAAUGUACCGAAUAUCACCAAGGUGGGUGUUGUCAAUGCUGUGGGAAACCGUCUUAAUGAACCACUGAAAUACACAUUGCUGAACCCUGGUAACUGCUUUAAAAUCCGUCCAACUUCAGGGGUGAUUCAAACAACAGGUUUACCCUUUGACCGUGAAGAACAAGAAUUCUAUGAACUGGUUGUUGAGGCAAAAAGGGAGCAUGACCGCUUUCAUGUAGCCAGAGUUAUGAUGAAAGUCCAGGUAGAGGAUAUCAAUGACAAUGCCCCCAUCUUUGUUGGUCUUCCUUAUUAUGCAGCUGUUCAAGUAGAAGCAGAGCCAGGAUCACACAUUUUCAAGGUCAUGGCAGUUGAUGGAGAUAAAGGAAUUAAUGGAGAGGUGUCUUACUAUCUCAAGGAUGAUUAUGGUCAUUUUGAAAUCAAUCGACAGACAGGAAGUGUUAAGCUCAAGAGGGCCUUUGAGUCUGACUUGUCUAAUAUGGAAUACCUCAUGGUGAUAUAUGCCAGAGAUGGUGGUUAUCCGCCACUCUCCUCGACAAUUGAAUUUCCUAUUACAGUUGUCAACAAAGCCAUGCCUGUCUUUGACAAAUCUUUUUAUUUGGUUUCUGUUAAUGAGGAUGUCCCAGUGCACACACCUAUCCUUGGUAUAAACGCAACUAGCCCUGAAGGUCAAAGAAUCUUUUACACAAUUGUUGAUGGAGAUCCUGCUCUUCAGUUUGACAUUGGUUUUGACACUGGAGUCAUAAGUGUCAUCCAUUUGUUGGACUAUGAAAUAGUAUCAUAUUAUCAUCUGACUAUUAGAGCAACAGACUAUUUAACUGGUGCCCGUGCUGAGGUUGAUGUGAAUGUGGCAGUUCAAGAUGUUAAUGACAAUGCCCCCAUCUUCCAGAAAAUGUCCUACUCUGUAGUUUUAUCAGAAACAGCCGUGAUUGGGACUCCUGCUCUUCAGAUAAUUGCCACUGACAAAGACUCUGAGAAGAAUAAUAUUGUUCUAUACCAAAUCUUAUCAAAUUCACACAACAACACAGACUAUUUUCACAUUGACAGUAGCAGUGGAUUGAUUCUGACUGCUCGUAUUCUGGACUAUGAACAAGUUCAGAAGUAUGACUUCAUCGUUAGAGCUACUGAUAAUGGCUUUCCACCUUUAAGUAGUUAUGUGUCUGUCACACUUCUGGUAAAUGACACAAAUGACAAUGCUCCAGUUUUUAACCAGCUUCUUUAUGAAGCACAUGUGAAUGAACUUGCACCAAAGGGGCAAUUUGUAACAUGCAUCCAAGGCUCAGAUGAAGACAACUCUGAUUUCGGCAAGCUGGAGUAUAGUAUUUUGUCUGGAAAUGAAAGGAUGAACUUUUUCAUGGAAAAAAAGACGGGAAUUAUCACUUUGUCCAGCCAUAAUAAAAACAGGAUGGAACCUGUUUACAGCCUGAAUGUUUCAGUGUCAGAUGGUGUCUUCACCAACACUGCACAAGUUCAUGUUAAAGUGCUAGGAGCCAACCUGUACAGUCCAAUCUUUGGACAGAAUGUAUAUGAAGCAGAGCUGAGAGAAAAUGCUGCUGCAGGAACCAAAGUUAUACAGGUAAAAGCAGCAGAUGCAGACCCAGGUGUUUUUGGUUGUAUUGCUUAUUCCUUUGUCAAUGAUGUUGGCAAAAACCAAUUCAGCAUUGAUGCAAGUGGCCAAAUCACCACAGUGGAAAGUCUUGAUCGUGAGGACUCUGCAAAUGAAGACAUAGUAUUGACUGUGCUUGCCCAAGACUCAGGUGGACGGGCUUCUUACUGUACAGUGCAAAUUACACUUUUGGAUGACAAUGAUAAUGCACCCCAUUUCAGUGCCAUUGAAUACAGAGCUUCUGUCAAAUCCGAUGUGGCUCAUGGUUUUUUAGUGACACAGAUUCAAGCCAGUGAUCCUGAUGAUGGUGCCAAUGCCAGGGUUACAUAUUCACUCUAUAGUGAAGCACACACCCCUGUGGGAGACAUUUUGGAGAUUGAUUCAGAAAAUGGCUGGGUGGUGACAAGAGGAAGCUUCAGCCAUUUGAGGAACUCUGUGUUAUCUUUUUUUGUAAAAGCAGUGGAUUGUGGCAAUCCUGUCCGCCACUCCCUAGUCUCAGUCUACAUUCAUGUUCUUUCUCCAGAUUCCAUCAUUCUCUCAUUUAGUCAACAUCCAUACCUAUUUAGCGUACCAGAGGACAUGCUAAUUGGCCAUGGUAUUGGUAUGGUCCGCCUUAACAAUCCUCCAGGAUAUGGAACCCUGACAGCUACAUUUUCCCUGAUUAAUGGCGAAAAUAGAGAAAACAACAAAGAUGAGGUGUUUGUGAUUGAAAAAGAUACAGGUAUCAUCAAGAUUGAGAAGCUUUUGGACCAUGAGUUUAUCAAAGGAUACCACUUCAAAGUUAUGGCCACUGUGCAACAGGCCAAGCUGGAUUCUGUAACUUUUGUUGAUGUCGAUGUUAAAGUACUAGACCUAAAUGACAAUAAACCCUCCUUUGAUUCCAUCUCCUAUGAAGCCACUGUUUUGGAAGGAAUGCCAAUUGGAACCAGAAUUAUUCAAGUCCAAGCACACGACGCAGACUCAGCUGCCAAUGGACAAGUAACAUACAGUCUUGGGUCCUUCAUCCAUUCAGAGCGUGAUUCCAAUGCAUUAAUCGAAAUGUUCAGUAUUGACUCCAAUGCAGGCUGGAUUUCCACCCGCAAGAACCUGGACCAUGAGACCAAUCCAUCAUACACAUUCACAGUGAUUGCGUCAGAUCUGGGGGAAGCAUUAUCUCUUUCCAGUACCACCACUGUCACAGUGGCAGUAUCAGACAUCAAUGACAAUCCACCAAUGUUCCUGGAGCAACGAUAUAUUGGUGUAGUUAAUGAAAGUGUUUCUCCAGGAGAAGUGGUUGCUGUGCUGAACACAAGAGAUGAUGACAGUUCUGCCAUUAACCGACAAGUCAGCUAUCACAUAACUGGUGGGAACUAUCGUGGUGUGUUUGCGCUGGGUCUAGUUCAGGGUGAAUGGAAAAUGUAUGUGAAGGGGCUGCUGGACAGGGAGCAAUGCAACCUCUACAUAAUUAAUGUCACUGCAAGUGAUGGACUAUUUGUUUCCCAAGCAACCGUGGAGGUCACAGUGACAGAUGCCAAUGAUAACAAACCCAUCUGUGACCAGGCACUCUAUACUGCAGCUAUUCCAGAGAAUAUCCCAGUGAAUAGUGUGCUGCUCAAAGUCGGUGCUACUGAUAAAGAUGUGGGCAUCAGCGCUUGGAUCCAGUACUCUUUGCAUGGCCUAGGAUCCCAUGACUUCAUUAUAGACCCAGACAGUGGUGAGAUCAAGUCAUCUGUAGCUCUGGACCGAGAGGUGACACCCAACUACCGGCUGGUUGCCUUAGCAACUGAUGGUGGUGGGCGGUGGUGCCGUGCUGAGGUGUGGGUGGAAGUGACAGAUGUGAAUGACAACCCACCAAUCUUUAGCCUGCCACACUAUACAGCUAGUGUAUAUGAAGACACUGCCACAAAAGCCCUUCUCACUCGUAUCCAAGCCAUAGAUCCUGAUGAAGCUGGUCCAGGACGUGUGGUCGUCUACUCUUUAACAAAUUCUGCUGCUGGGUCAUUCUCCAUUGACAAGUCAACAGGGAUCGUGGUGCUUGAACGCAUCCUUGACAGAGAGUUUCAGCCAUUUUAUCAGAUAACUGUCCGUGCAUCAGAUCAGGGUUUCCCUGUACCCCUCUCUUCAUUGGCCAAUGUUACAAUCACUGUACUGGAUAUAAAUGACAACCCACCAGUGUUUGAGCAUCGAGAUCAGUUGGUGACCAUCCCAGAGGAUGUGGCAGUGGGCACCAAGAUUCUCACAGUGUAUGCUGCUAGUAAGGAUAUUGGGACCAACGCUGAGAUUAGCUACAGUAUACGAUCAGGAAAUGAACAUGGAAAAUUCACAAUCCAUUCCGUUUCUGGUGCCAUUAUAGUUGCCCGGUCACUGGACUAUGAAACAUGCAAGGACUUCUUCUUAACUUUGGAGGCACAAGAUGGGGGUACGCCUCCACUGUGUGCCAUUACUACAGUGAAUAUCAAUGUGACAGAUGUCAACGACAACGCCCCCAUGUUCAGCCGUGACCUCUAUACCACUGUUGUGUCAGAGGAUGCCACCAUCGGAGAGUCUGUUGUACAGCUGGUUGCGGAGGAUAUGGACAGUCAGCUGAAUGGGGCCAUCCUCUACUCCAUUGUGAACGGGGACCGAGACAACCAGUUCUUCGUUGACCCACUCAGCGGGAUCGUCAAGGUCAACAAGCAUCUGGAUCGUGAGACAGUUCCUGGCUACUCACUGGCCGUCAGAGCUCUGGAUAGUGGAAUCCCACCUCUGUCCUCCACUGUUAUGGUCAACAUUGACAUCUCUGACAUCAAUGACAACCCGCCUACCUUCUCACCUGUCAACCUCACCACUGUUAUCCAGGAAAACAAGCCAAUUGGCACCAGCAUCAUUCAGCUGUCCGUUAUCGACCUGGACUCAUCCCAUAAUGGGCCGCCAUUUGACUUCCACAUCUUAUCUGGAAAUGAGGGUGGAGAAUUUGAGCUGGAGCAAGACGGAACACUUGUGGCUAAUCAGGUGUUCAGGAGGGACCUCGCAACUAAAUAUGUUGUUCAUAUUCAGGUGACUGACGCUGGCAGGCCUCGCUUGUCCUCUUCCUCCAUGCUGACAGUCAGGGUGAUCGAAGAGAGUCUGCACAGACCUGUAGCCCUGCCACUUGAGGUUCAUAUUGUCACCAUGGAGGACGAAUUUCCCGGCGGUGUCAUUGGAAAGUUGCACGCCACAGAUGCUGACCCCUACGAUGCAUUGACCUUUGGCCACGCCCCACCAGCCCAUCGUAGUCUCUUCAAGAUUAGCCCUCAUGACGGAAAGAUCAUUGCGCUGGGAGGUUUGGAUGCUGGGAGAUACUCCCUUAAUGCCAGUGUGAGCGAUGGCCGCUUUGCUGUCCCCGUGCCCGUCAGUGUUCAUGUUGAGCAAGCCACCCUUGAGAUGCUGCGUGAGGCUGUCACCGUGCGCUUUGAGAGCAUAGCGCCCCAAGAAUUUGUUGCCUCGCACCUGAAGAGCGUGCUGAAGGUGUUGCAGCAAGCGGCCACCUCUCACAAACAUGAUGCUCUACACCUGCUCAGUCUUCAGCCAGUUGGUGGGAAUAAACAGCUGGAUAUGCUUGUUGCUGUGGAAACAGCUGAGGGCGGCUACUACAAGGCAGCUUACGUCACUCAGAAACUUAGUGCUUCCAGGCGGCGGCUAGAGGAGGUCCUUAGAGUGUCGGCCAUCUUGGAUAAGAACUGCUCAGGUCUGGAUUGUCGUGGGGGGCAGUGUGAACAAAACAUCAUCUUGGAUUCACACAACCUGGCAACGUAUAGCACACCGCGAGUCAGUUUUGUCUCACCGCGCUUCCAUCGGACGUCACGCUGCAUAUGUACUGACGUCAACUGUGCUGUAUUGUCAGAACAAUGUGAAGACCACCCUUGUCCAGCAGACAUGCAGUGUGUCUCAGUGGAUCUCAACAUCGGGCGUUAUGCAUGUCAAUGUCCACCGGGCAAACUAGGAGAGUGUGCAGGCCAUUCAUCAUUGAGUUUCUCAGGUAACAGCUACAUAAAAUACCAGCUUUCUGAGCGGCUCCAAACAGAGAUGAAGCUCAGUCUGAGGAUCAGAACAUUGCAGACUCGAGGAAUCAUCAUGUACACUCAUGCUGAACCAUGCCCUAUGCUGAAGCUGGAUGAGGGAAAGCUGUGGUUCCAGCUCAGCUGUGCGCCUGGCAUCGGAAAUGGUGACAGUACCGACAUGUUAGGGAUCUCUGGGCGCCGGAUCAACGAUGGCAGCUGGCACACGGUGGCAAUAGAGCUUAACCGCGACUUCAGCAGUCUCUCGCUGGACGACAGCUACGUUGAAAGGCGUCAUGGACAAGCCUACGUGAAACCCUUUGCUUCAGACAGAACCAUCUACUUUGGAGCAGUGGUGCAGGAUUCUACUUCACGCAGCCUCACCGACUCCCAAAAAGACCCAGAAGUGCUUGAGGGCUUCCAAGGUUGCUUGGACUCGGUCAUGCUGAACAACAACGAGCUGCCUCUGCAGAACAAACGUUCACACUAUGCUGAGGUGGUGGGACUGACAGAGCUGAAGUUAGGUUGCAUCCUCUACCCUGACGCCUGUUUGCACCAGCCAUGUCACAAUGGAGGAGACUGCAUCAGCCUGACCGCUGGUGGAUUCUCAUGCAGCUGUGACCAGAUGUACACUGGAAGGCGCUGUGAGAUAGAGAUAACAGCGUGUGUACCAAAUCCAUGUCAAAACGGUGGCAUGUGUAAGGCUAUCGGUAACGCAUUCCUCUGCAGCUGCAGAAGAGGCUUAAUUGGUCUCACCUGUGAGAAGGACGUGAACGAAUGUGACCGAAGCAAUCCUGAGGGCGAGUGUGAGAACGGCGGUAUCUGUAUCAACACUCAUGGCUCCUUCUAUUGCAACUGCACUGCAGGCUUUGUGGGCCAGCGUUGCAGCCUGCGGCCUGUUGUCGUCCCUGACAUGCAAGCCGGGCAUGCAGUGGUCGGAAGGGAAGAGUUGAUUGGCGUUGCCGUUGUGCUCUUUGUUAUUACCACCCUCAUCAUUCUCUUCAUCGCAUUUCGCAAGAAGGUAUUCCAGAAGAGCUACUCGCGAAACAACCUGUCACUGGUCCAGGACCCUGCUACAGCAGCACUCCUCAACAAAGCCAAUGGUGUUCAGUUCAAGACCCUGCAUUGCACACCAGGAGACCCUAUCAACCUUUACUCAGAGACCGGGCUGGGGCCCACUGUGGUGGGAGUGGGUGGGAUGUUGGGACCUCCACAGGUCCCUGUCAGGCCUAUGGCAUACACUCCUUGUUUCCAGGCUGAUCCACGCUCAACACUGGAAAAGAUGGUGGAUGGACGCGCUGUGGAGCAUACGGAGAUGAGCACCUUUCACCCAGAAUCACCAAGGAUUCUGUCAGGAUCGACCAGGCGGGGGGUUGUGGUGUGCAGCGUCGCCCCAAACCUUCCCCCAGUUUCCCCUUGUCGAUCAGAUUGUGACUCCAUACAAAAGAGCCCGUGGGACAGUGACGAGGGUAAGAUGCUUGAUAUGGCAGAGGAAGUCACUUGUCUUUCAGGUAGUAACAAGGAGAGUAAUUCCGAGGUCCAGUCGCUGAACUCUUUUCAGUCCGACUCCUGUGAUGACAAUGCAUAUCAUUGGGACACAUCAGACUGGAUGCCAAGCACCAAACUGUCUGAUAUUGAAGAGGUACCAAGCUACGAGGCACCUACAGGAGGCACUGCGGCGGCCACAGCAGCACGAAUUGGAGGAAGCACUCGUGAAUUAGAAUCCGACUACUAUCUGGGAGGUUACGACGUUGACAGUGACUACCCUCCUCCGCAUGAGGAAGAAUUCUUUAACCAAGACCAAUUGCCUCCUCCACUGCCAGUUGGAGAGGACAAUGCAGAGCUCCAUGCCCUACUACCUGCCCACUUGCCGGUUUCCAAGGAGAACACCUUAAAUUCUGGUGACACUGGCCAUCACCAUGGCAGGCCUCAUUUCCACCCCAGUCAAUACCUUCCUCCCCAUCAGCUUCCAGUGGGGAAGGCAUUGCACGGGGACUUCAGUACUACGGUGUGCGGGGCUACCUCAAAAACUGGGGACACCGAUGACUCUUUGUCUCUAAAUAUACGACUGUCGAUUGCCGCAUCAUCAGCAUCGGACGUGUCUGGCCCAUGUGGCCUGAAUGACUCUGAACACGGCAGCAAUUUUGACAGUCUGGACGAGCUGCGUCGAGGAGUAACCAUCAUUACUGAUUCCCAGCAACAAACAGAGGUGUGACUAAUUGUACACUGAUGUCUCACUGGAAGGCCACGGUGGGACAGAGAAAAUGCUCUUCAGACAUUAUAUUGAAAAUUUGGAAGAAGAUCCAUUGGAUGACUAAAAAAUAUAAAAAUGAUGAUACAAGUGAGGGAAGCAUUAUCCAUUUUAUUGUAACACUCCCAUUAAAAUUGUCAGUCCUGCUCUUGAGAAAAAUAAUAAGUGUCCUUUCUGUUUCAAGAGGAAGUCAUAUGUAAUUUCAGAAGAAUCGGAUAGAGAAUGUGAAUGGGAAAGACUAACCCACAACUGAUUAAUACUUACGCAUUAUGGAGAAAUGUAGACAAACAGAAGGGACACUAAUGUAAGUAAAAUGAUUGUUUGAUUUCCUGCUGACUCACAGAUGGCAAGGGAGUAUGUACUUUUGUCUUGAAACACAUAAAUCCUCCCCAGCUACUGCCUUCUAGCUUCUCCUUCUUGCACAAAUGAAAGUGUUUGUACAGACUUUGUAUAAUAGAUAAACUUGGCUUGUAAUCAUGUGUGGAAAAAAUGCUUUUUCUAAAAGAUGUGUUUUAGUUUAUGUUAAAUGUGUUCCCUUAAACCAUGACUAGCAUUGUAAGGAAAGCUAAGGGCUGCUGUUGUUGCUAAUAUACUUUCAGUUAGGUCUUCUUACCUGGAGCUCCCACCUGGAUAUUCUCUUUUAAAACACAGUGUCAUCUUUGAAAAGUCACAUUUGAGUUAGUGUAGCUUCAAACCAGGAGCAUAGACUUCUCUUGGCUUUCUUGCGUAGUGUAAUAUGAACAUACUUGAUUCUUCUGUAGGGAAAUGUUCAAACAAUACACCCCAACACUAAAUUCUUGGAAAUAAAACAGUCUGGGUUGUUUUCAUGUCAUACUGAUGAUGGACACAGAGGCUAAUAAACCAACUGAAAUGCUUGCGAUCUGUAGAUGACGGUAAUGCUGCAUUAAGUAAGGUGUGGUUGCGGUGACAAUUUUUGGAAGCAACUAAUUUGUAAUAGUAAAGUUUAUUCCAUUCAUUGAAAGCAUGUCCGACUAAUGUUAAAAUUUUUAAUUAUGUGGUUAGUCACCCACCGCUAGGAACACCUAGCGUAUUGAAAAGUAUUGAAAAAUGUUUUGUAGGGGAAAAAAAAACAUUUCAGACUGAUGAAAAGUUGGAAAAGUGCUUUAUUAUUGGGUAACAAGAGUGAGAACGUGAAAUGAAAUGUUAUGUAUGUUGGCAACCACGAGCACGCUCAGCUUCAGUAAUUCUGUUUCAUUAAAUGGUUUCCUUUAUGAUUCAUUAGUGAUGUGAUGUUGAUUUGCCAUGAUGUUUAUGAGCUAUGCCCCGUGUUGAUGUCAUUCUUAAUAUUUUUUUGUUGAACACGCAUAAAAGCUCAACCGGUAAACAGAAAAUGUGCAUGAAAAGUUUUCUCAAACAUCACAUUCUGCCUUGAACUGUUGCUUCCGUAGAAUUCUGUUGAGCGCAUUACACAAAUUGGCUUCACUGUUCUUUUGGCAUUUUAUAUUGGUCUGCCACUUUGCAUUGUCACACCCCAAAAACGCAAGUGUGUCCAGGUAUUGGCUGAUCAAAUCAAGAAUAAGACUAAUUUUUAUUUGCAAAAACAUGUACGUUUGUGUUCAAGUUAUUGUGCAUUGUACAUAGCCAUGUUGUUAUACUACAGUUUUUAUAGUUAUGGAAUUGUAAUCUUGCUUUUUUUUAUGAAAAUGUGGGAAAUAGGGGAUUAAUAUCAGUUAUUUUCAUUUCUUAACUGCCAGACUGGUAUUGAAUGAAUCACACAUAAAUUGAAUAUUGCAGUGAAUAGUGUUCAGUUCACACAUUGUAUCAUAACAGAUGAAGAACUUCUGCAUUUCAGUUGAAAUAAUUUCACUGAAUUUCAUUUUUGAUUUGUUAGCUUUUAAGGCGGGAUCAAAAUAUGUGAUCUGCAGAAACUGUACAAAGCGUUUUUUUUAUUUUUA
Molecule: messenger RNA, 16308 nt
Organism: Syngnathoides biaculeatus (alligator pipefish)
Lineage: Eukaryota; Metazoa; Chordata; Actinopteri; Syngnathiformes; Syngnathidae
Gene: fat3a
Product: FAT atypical cadherin 3a
Exons: 28
Coding region: 287-14356 (4689 amino acids)
Biological process (GO): homophilic cell-cell adhesion
Cellular component (GO): plasma membrane; cell-cell junction
Molecular function (GO): calcium ion binding
Source: RefSeq, a predicted model, not a curated record